GCUCGGUAAACUUGUUAUUCGUCGCGAAGCACGCGCGCUUAGUUGACGUAUAUCUGCUGCUACUAAAAGCGAAAUAAAAACUUUCACUUUAGAUAGUGUUUCGAUGUACGUUAGUAAAAUAUUGCAACGCAUAAAAAUAUCUGCUGAAGUGCCUAUUAUAUGCAUGUGUCAACCGUUUUGUUUAGUGUGAUUUAUUUAGUUAUAGUUGGUUAUAGUAGUUUUAUCUAAAUUAGCGUGAUUCGGAGACUAUGGAAAAAAAUUUAGGAGAGCCGAUACGAUAUGAUCCUAAUUUUAAUGGACCAAUCCACAAUCGGUCUUGCACAGAUGUUUUCUGGAUAAUAUUAUUCUUAAUUUUUCUUGGAGGUUGGAUGUACAUUGGUUACUAUGGUUAUCAAAAUGGUAACAUUGAAAAACUUUUAGCUCCAAUGGACUCGAACGGUAAGCGAUGCGGCGUUGAUUCUGGUGUUAUAAAUAGAAAAUAUUUAUUAUUUUUCAACUUAGCGAAUUGUCUAAGGCCCGAGACACCGAUUACUGGAUGCCCUACUCCACAAGUUUGCGUAGAGGAAUGUCCCCAAAGGACAGUAAAAUUUAUUGAACAGCUAACUUCGGCAAAUUUCAAUGAAAUGAAACGAGAAAUGGUGUGCAUCGACGGCGUUAAUACGGAAACAAUGACAUAUAGCGACGCUUUGCAAUACAUGAACGAAGAUAAAUGUGCUGGCCUAAUUUUACAAAGCCAGUCAGUGUUGUUUCGCUGCAUCGGAGAUCUAUCCACCAUCCCAUGCAAGGGCCCACCCAAACCGACCACAAAUUGGAUGCAAACCGACGGAGACACUACAUGUGUAAGAAAUCCUAAGGAAGGACAGAUGUCGUUGUUCAAUCGUGCAACGGCUCUCGACACUUAUAUUGGCAGGAUUGUCGCUAGCUUGGUGACCGCCUUCACGAAAAACGAAAGGGACACGCAUAUUCUAUCAUCAAAAAUCGUCCAAGAUCUGGUUCAAUCUCGGUGGUACCUCGCUGGAGCUUUAUUGGCAGUUGUCAUUAUCUGUUUCAUUUAUAUAGUUUUACUGCGGUUUGUCAUUACACCUAUCGUCUGGGCUUCCAUCGGAGGGCUCUUAGCGCUACUUAUUUUUACGUCAUACUUGUGCUAUGGAAACUACGUAUAUUACCGUGAUAAUCCCAUUCAACUUCACCAGACGACAAAUCUCAAAGGAUAUGCGCAGUCUAUAUUCAGCAAGGCGUCGACGUGGAUGGUCAUAUUAAUUGUGACGGCCUUUCUAAGUUUCAUACUUUUAGUAAUGGUUGUAUUUUUACGAAACCGCAUCAGGAUCGCCAUUGCACUCAUACGAGAGGGCAGCAGAGCAUUGUCGGCGGUCAAAUCAACAGUUUUAUUGCCUAUAUUCCCAUGGAUAUUUCAAUGUGCUGUCAUCGCCUAUUGGCUGUUCUUGUUUAUGUCCUUGCUGUCGAUAGGAACGCCGAUAUUCAAGACUGCCAACUUAAAAUCGGAUACCAAUUGCAAAUGUGCAAUUUAUACCGAAGAUAAUAUGGAUUGUGAUCCAAAUAAAUUUACACUCUCAAGUCGCGAUUUAAGUGGCGGCCCUUGCCGACAGGCGACUUGCACCUUCCAAAGCUUUGAAACACCUCAGAUCAUCUUAUAUUUACAUUUGGCCAACUUUCUCGGAUUUUUUUGGACGAUGUUCUUCAUUACCGGUAUUACCGACAUGAUACUCGCGAGCACCUUCGCCACUUGGUACUGGACUUUCCACAAAAGCGAUCUUCCUUUCUUCACCCUCACGAGAGGCGCGUACAGAACCAUAAGAUACCACACGGGAACCGUGGCAUUUGGCUCAUUAAUUAUUGCCAUUGUUCGAGUGAUAAGAGUAAUACUCGAGUACAUUGAUCACAAAUUGAAAAAGUUCGAAAAUCCCUUUACGAGAUUCAUAAUGUGCUGUUGCAAAUGUUUGUUCUGGUGCCUGGAGAGCUUCCUCAAGUUCAUCAAUAAGAACGCUUUUAUAAUGUGUGCGGUGCACGGACACAACUUCUGUAAAAGUGCUAGAGAUGCGUUUUCCUUACUCCUAAGGAAUGUUGUUAGAGUCGUUGUUUUAGACAAGGUGACCGAUUUCAUAUUCUUCGUAUCGAAGCUUCUGAUAUCAAUAGGGAUAGGCUUCGCAGUAUACUAUAUUUUAGAAUGGAAUUUUACUUACGAAAUCACGAAAGGCCAACGUUUAAAUUACAACUACGUACCAGCCAUAAUACUGAGUGUCGCGACUUACAUCAUAUGCACUGUGUUCUUCAAUGUUUACUCUAUGGCUGUUGAUACUUUGUUCCUUUGUUUCCUUGAAGACUGCGAGAGAAAUGAUGGAUCCCCCGAAAAACCAUAUUUUAUGUCAAAAAAUCUUAUGAAAAUACUUGGAAAAAGAAACAAACAGCUAUAAUGUUUUCUUGACAACACCUUGGAUUGUAAAUUAUCAUGCUAUACUAUAAUAACUUAAUUAAUAACAAAACAUAAACCUUACUAAUGUAUAAUUUCGUUUUGUGAAAUAUUUUCUAUGGUCACAAUACACUUUGUUUUAGAAUACCUAUUCUUAAAAUUCUUUUCAUAUCUAAAUGUAUCGUGUUUUCGAUAAAAAAAUUACCAAAGUUAGGCCAUAAGGUGUUCAUUUAUGAUUGUGAUGCUCGUUUUUAAAUGAAAAAUUUUGGUUAAUUUCAAAAAAACUAAAACGUCCAAAUAGUAGCUUUAAUAUUAAACAGAAUUGAGUGCUCAUAUUCAGAUAAUACCAGGAAGGCAAACGUAGGUACUCUAACAGUUUUAUAAGCCGUUGUUUGUAGUUGCAAGAUAACCUUUUGAUAAGUAAAAUGUUUAUAAAAAACAAUGUGUAUACACGAAUUAUUUUUACGUAACACAAUCUUUGUGUAGGUACAGACCUACGCUACAAAAUGUUAUCUCCUUAAUUUUGAAAAUGAGAAAACACAAUGAAUAUUCAUAACUGAAAUUAUAAUAUAAUAUAAUAUAAUAAUAUAUAUAAUAUAUAUAAUAUAAUAAUAUAUAUAUAAUAUAAUAAUAAAUAUUCAAAUAUAUAAUUUAAUUAAUAAGAAGACAAGAAAACUUUCACCCAUACAAAAAAUGAUUCUUGUGAAAAGCAGAUACGACCUUUUCAUCUCGAAAACUUUUAUUUGACUGAUUUUCCUAAAAGUAUGCAUUCAGUGAAUUUUACUAUUCUAAUAGUACUGACACGUAAUAUUUGCAAUGACUCAGAGGCACAAAGUGUGAGCUGAAUAAGCCGAUUCACCUAUGAGAGUGCCUCAUUCUUUACUGUGCUUUAGCACGCCUGCUCCGCAUUUUAUCUUGUUAAUCCACACCGCGAGUGAUAACGGAAAUACCUACUAAACGUAUAGAAUCAUAGAUAAUGUCAUACAUUCUCAUUUAUUGUUGCUGUUGUCCUUGAGAACUAAACGAGGCCUACUCGAUGGGGAAAAUUAAUAAUAAAAACGGCUGGAUCGACUGAUAAGAGAUUAAUUUUGUUAAUUUGGUUCAUUGCGCAUCGCCAUCAACAUAGGAACAAUCACAUAACUGAAAUAAACAGCUUGAUCGAUUUGUCGAAGUUCGAAGCUGUUUUGAAUAUCAAUCAACCUGUGUAUUUUUACUAGAAAGCAACCAAGCGUUUCGAUUUCAAUUAUGUGAUAGCCGUUAUUGAUACAAUUAAGAUUUCGACAACAUGACACAAUGAGGGUUUCGGCAUUCACGUAAAUGAGCUCCGGCUCAAACUGGCUGCCAUGAGAUCGUCCGUGCAUCUAGUGCAAGAAAAAUAGCAAUUAUGCGUUAAAACCUUAUGAACAUUUACAAAUAGGUAUAACAUGAAAGUGACCACUUAUACCUAAAUAUGUUGUACAAUAAUAUAAUAUGUAACUUCCUUUGUCUAUCAACGUUUUAAUUUUGUUAAUUGUAGAUUUGUUUAAAAUACCUACUUCAUCGUUCAUAAUUCGUUCGUGAUCAAGAAAACUGUCUAGUGUUUUGUAGUAUUCGAAAUAACUAAAAGUAGACAUUAGAAAAGUCACAAGUGUUUUGUUUCUAGUUUUAAAUAUAUUUUGUUAGAAAUACAUUAUUAAAGAAAAUAGCAUUUGCAAUUGUGUAAUUUUAUAAUAGUUAACACCAAUAGGUUAUUUUAGUUUAAUACUAAAAGGUUGCAUUUAAAUAUAUAUUUAUUCAAAGGAGAUUGUCAGCGGUAAAAUCAAAUGUAUAAAGAUGCUUCAGGACGCCUUAAACUGGUUCUCGUGGUUAUAUUUUUUUUUAUUUAAACAAAAGCGGAAUCACUCGCAACAUCGAAGUAUUAUGUAAUACAUUUCUAUGAUUCGAAGACUUACAUAGACACAGUGUGAUGACACCGUGUGUAAAGAUGUUUACACAAGGUUAUCGAAUUCCAAAGUCGUGCCAACAGCACACUCGCUGCUAUUUGUUUCCAAUUAUAAUUCUUUUCAAUACCAAUCAUUUCCGGAACUUUCUGGAACUGUCAUCAACAAUGAUAAACAAAAAUGUAUGCAUGUACCUAUUCUUCUUUUUAAAACUCAUUAACAUAAAUUAAGAAAACAAUUAUUUAAAAUUCAGUUCGUUUCUUGAUUUAUUUCCUAAAUAAAAUUAUCGUAUCCAUUAAAAUUUUAAUACGAAUUUUGAAGUUACUGAAAUAUUCUAUAAAAUGUAUUUACAAUCUAAAAAUGGGAUUUUUUUUCCAAAUUCAAUUUGAAGAUAUGAUAUUGGUUGGAGUAGUUCACUAUUGAGUUACGCCAGAACUCAAUAAAUAAUCUUACGGUAUCGAGAGCGUUAAAAAACUCGCACUAAGCACACUGACAUGCCUGUAAUUUUUACCCAAAAGUGCAUAAUAUUGUUACGUUUCAGUCAUGUUAUAUUUAAAAAAAAUAUGAACAGAUUAUAUUAUUUAUAAUUAUUACAUGGUUGCGUAACUGAAAGUGUCAACCAAAAGGAAUAAUUGAAUGUAGAAGAGGACAGAUUCGCACAGAGCUAGGCAAUUCAUUUGUUAUUUUUUGGAUUUAUUCCAUAAUAAUAUAAUAAGACAUUUUUUUAAAUGUGAAAGACUUUAAUAGUGCUUAAAGAAUAAUAAAUAAUAAUACAUAAAAUUGGAACACUUAAGCCUACAUUACGCAGUACAUAUAGUACAUUUUGUAGCCGAUUUUCACAUUUCUUGAAUGCGAUGUACUUGAACAAAAAGAUUGUUUAAAAAAAUGGCUCGAAUUACGUAUGCUCAGUUAGCUUCUCUAUAAUUAUAAUUAUAGAUAAUAAUUAUUAUUAGAGCUAUAUGAGCUAUACAACGAAUUGAAUGACAGACGUUUAAAAUAUAUACCUACCUUACUAAUAAAUUACACUUCAGUGUACUUAGUGCGAGUUUUUUAACGUUCUCGAUAACGUAAAAGUUAACUCAUAUUUGUAUGGAAUGGGAUCGUUUGCGUACGAUCCGGUGGUAGAUUCUGCGAAGCACGACUCUUGCUAGGGUUCGUGUUAGCAUCGUCGUCAGGUUUGAGCCCCGUGAGCUCACCUACUACACACUACUACAACAAAUUGUGUACGUAUGCCGCUAGGGGCGCUGUUCCAAUUGCAUACAAAAUUGGCUUAACUUUUACGCUAUCGAGAACGUUAAGAAACUCGCACUAAGCACACAGACUAUUUCUUAUAUUAUUAUGUACCUAUUAAUUUCAAUGAUGCAAUAAAACAUUGUGAUAAAGUUAAGUAUAAUAAUAUAAUACAUUUUGAAUCAUUU
Bombyx mori (domestic silkworm) is the source of this 5765-nucleotide messenger RNA. RefSeq names its product choline transporter-like 2 (gene Ctl2). The transcript is spliced from 14 exons. The record is from RefSeq and is a predicted model, not a curated record. The coding region runs from base 249 to 2432 and encodes 727 amino acids. Gene Ontology annotation, biological process: transmembrane transport. Gene Ontology annotation, molecular function: transmembrane transporter activity. Lineage: Eukaryota; Metazoa; Arthropoda; Insecta; Lepidoptera; Bombycidae.